Messenger RNA from Argiope bruennichi, 5544 nucleotides. RefSeq names its product serine/arginine repetitive matrix protein 4-like (gene Srrm234). Bases 686 to 4057 code for a protein of 1123 amino acids. Lineage: Eukaryota; Metazoa; Arthropoda; Arachnida; Araneae; Araneidae. The record is from RefSeq and is a predicted model, not a curated record. The transcript is spliced from 13 exons.
UUGUUGCAAUUUCUUCCAACGUUUUAAAAUAUUAAAGAAAAAUUGUUUUUUCACUGUAUCAAAGACAACUUUGUCAUAAGAAAUUGUUUGACAUAUAACAUAACGGAAAUAUUCAGUGAUUCUGUUUUGAUUGAUAGCUAAUUGCCGUAGUACUUGUUAUUGAUGACCAAGAACGAAAUAGAUGUUAUUGAUGAUGUAUGAAACAGUGCAUAUUUUAUUGCUGAACAUUGGAUCUGUUUCACUUCUAAAAACUGAAAGUAUUUAAUCGAAGCUCUACCUCAAGAUAAUACGAUAGAGAGCAUUCGUUCCAAAAGAAAGUGAUGCUUUAACUUUUAUCGAUGUGCCGUGUGGUGUAAGUUAUUUGGGACUUAGAUGUGAAAUCCCAAAAGUGAAUAUUUAUUCGACGAAGUCUUCCAAUCAUUCGCCUUAUUAAAAGUUAGAACUUUAAAUUCGUGUCUUCAAAGAUCAAGAAUAUCCAAGUCUUCCAUUUUACAGAAAGAUCAAGUGCUUAAAAGCGGAUUAAUCAUCCCUUGUGCUACAACUGAAAAAAAAAAAUAUAUUGCUCUGUACUGGGCGAUUUGUUGAAUUUUUACAACUUUUUGGAUUUUUAAUAUUUAUAACAAUCGUGCGUCUUCCAUAAACGUUGCUGUUUCAAAACAUUUAGAAAGAAAGCUUCUGCUUUAUUAUGAGAAGUUCCAGGAGGCACUUGCCGUGCACCAUCGAGUCGAUGGAGGGCACGUCUGCCUCUUCCUCCCGGCUGACCCGGAACAGAAAUGUUGAUGACAAAGUUCUUUUCGAGAGACUCUGGAGGGGAACCUUCCGCGCCAUCGUGGAGGCCAGUCUGCAAGCCAGGGACAAGGAGACCUUCCGCAAGAAUACCCUCAGAAGCGUUGUCAGUGUAAAAGAAAGCCAUCAGAUAGCUGAAGCCAACCAGGAGAAGAAUUCAAAGAUGAGAGAGGCUUUGGGAAUCAGUCAAUAUUUUGUUGAAGGAAGUUCUUUGGAUCCAGAGCGAAAAGCAAAAGAAGCUGCAGCAGCUGCUGCUGAGGAGGCUAAAAAGAAAUAUUCGCUCAUACCUGAUUCUAGUGGCUCCUCCUCUCCUGAAAGAUCACAGGUUAAAGAAAAAGAUCAAAAACGAAAGAAGAAAGCUCACAGUGGCCAUGAAAAAAUGGAAAUUUCUCCCAAGAAGAAAAAGAGUGUGAAAAAACAUAAAAGAGAACGAUCAAUCUCACCAGAAAUGCAAAAAAAGAAAAAAUCUAAAAAACACUCAAAAGAAAAGGCCCGACAUAAAAGCAAAACAGAUUCAUCUCGCAAGAAACGUGAAUGCUCUUCCUCAAGUAGUUCAUCUUCCAGCAGUGAAUCUGCUGAUGAUGAGAGUAGUAGUGAAUCUAGUAGCAGGGACUCAAAUUCUGAUAGUGAUUCAUCCCAGGAUAAGCACAAGAAUAGCUCAAAGCGUGAAAAAAAUCACAAAAUGAAUAGAAAAAGAAGCACAAGCUCUGAAAGAAUUCGUUAUUCCAAAGAUGCUCGCUCUCGAAAAGAUAUUUACGAAGCCAAGAAAGCCAAGUACAAGCGGAAACCCACCCGUACUUCAUCCUCCUCUUCAUCUGAUGAUUCUUCACCAAAGCAAUACUAUCGACUGGAGCCUGUUCUUCUAAAAUCAAAGUCAAAACAUAAAAAGUCUCAUCAAAUUAUAGAGAUUCCCAAGAAGAGUGCUUUUGAACUGAAGAAGUAUGAUAAGAAAAAGAGGGGCUGGCAAUCCUCCUCUGAUGAUGAAGAGCCAGAGAGUAAGCGCCAUAAGCGAUCGCUGUCUUCAUCCAGGGCUUCAAAACAUCAUUCAGAAAGGGAUGAAGUAAAAAUGCAAAGCAAAGGAGAUUCUCAUAGAUCAUCUAAGCGUUCAGAAAAGGAUUUUCAUGUCUCAUCAAACAAACAUUCAAAGAAUAGGUCGAGAUCUGAUGGAAGGCAGCAUAAAUCACAUCACAAAAGCAAAUUUUCUGAUGACGAAAGUGAUGACAAUCAGAAAAAGCAGAAGGACAGAACCAAAGAUAGUGUGGAUAAGAAACAUCAGGAGAAAGUAAACAAAAGUAAGAAGAAGCACAAGAAAGAUGCAGAGUUUUCUAAGCAACACAAUGGAUAUUCUAAGCAUGUACGCAAGUUCUUGACUGGUGAAGCUGAAGAUUCCGAAAGAAGUCGAAGAUCAGAAAGUGUCCAUAAACGUGAAAAAUAUGCUCCAAGAUCCCUAUCCAAUUCACCAGUUGUUUAUAAGAAUAAGAAACAUAUAAUUGAAACCUCACCAGUUGAAGAUUCAGUUGUGCAUAAGAAAAAAUUUGUAGCAAAGUCUCCUUCAUAUUCUCCUUCUAAAAAGGUCAAAUCAAAAUCUCACCGAUCCCGUAAAUCGUCUGUGGAUUCCCAUUCUCAAAAGCGUUCAAAUCGGCGGGAUACUAAAAGUAAAAGCCAAUCUCCUGCUGAACCAGAAGUAAGAAGAAAUGGUAAAGAUCACAAAACAAAUACCAAAGGCUCAUUGAAAGCAGUCCAUAGCCCUAGGAAAAAGCGACAUGAUAGUAAAUCUCUCACUCGAAGCCCCAGUCAACAUAAAAGUUCCAAAACAAAAUCUAAGCAAAAAUCAAACCAUCGAGACAGAUCUCUCAGUGAAAGUAUGCAUUCUGAUCAAAGUGAUUGUCAGAAAUCAGAAGGUGAAAAUGCUGACAGGAAUAAGAAGUCAAAGAAGGUAGUCAAAGAAGUUGCUCAUGACAGUUGCAGCGAUAGUCCUAUUCAUCAUAAAAUUAGUAGUGGAAAAUCUAAAAGAAAUCGAAGUCAUUCUAAGGAAUCACUUCCAGAUGAUGUUAAAACUUCAGGCUCUAAAGGUAUGAUUAUCCUUCCUGAAACCUGUCAAGUUACAGUAACAAAAGAGACCCCUGUCAUCAGUCAACGAAAUAGAGAAUCAUCUAAUUCUUGUAGUCCUACUAGAUCACCAUCUCGAAAUGAUUCAAAGAAACAGAAGAGGAGCAAGGACACAACAAAACACUUGAACAAAAUUGCUUCUAAUAAAAACAGUCCUAAUUGGUCCAGUGAUAAAGUUUCCAGCCCAAAGAUUGACAAAUCUAAAAGUCUUUCGACUAAGUGUAAUACCUCUCAGGAAGUUAAAAUUAAGAGAGGGAGCAGUGUGGAGACACCUAAUGCUUCUGUGUCAAUGGAUAAUGGCAAUAAUCGUGAUAAGGAAGAUACGUUUUGCUCAAAGAGAAAUAACUGGAAUGUUGUGUCAAUGGGAGACAAUGUUUCUCAGAAUGUGGAUUCUAAAGGUACUUUGGCUUUCAGAAUUGAAGACAACUCUUCUCCAAUCAUAAAAGAAACUAAAGUCGCUUCUAAAUCAAACAAGAGAAGUAGCACAAAACAACUAAAAGGCUCAGAAGAAAGACAAAUCAAAAGAAAGGAUCACAGUCUGUCUCAUAGCAGAAGUGCCAGUGAAAACACUGACCAGGAGAAGAGUUCCAAGAACAAAGACGGUAGCCGCUCUCGAAGCAGAAGCACCAGUGUUGCUCAUAGUGCAAGUGGCAGUGAAAGAUCCAGCCGAAGUCGAAGUUAUAGUCGUAGAACAAAGAGUUACAGCAAGAGUCGCAGCCUAAGCUACAGUAAAAGUCGUAGCAGAAGUAGAAGCAAGAGCAGAAGUAAAAGCAGAAGUCGAACCCACUCCAAGAGCUACAGUAGAAGUAGAAGCAGAAGUGUUUCAGUUUACUCUAGAUCUCGUUCAAGGUCCUAUUCAUCUCGAUCUCGCUCAAGAUCCAUUGCUCGGAGUCCUUCCAUACCUAGGAGGAGAGGUUCUCCGAGUUUCUUAGACAAAAGACGUAUUACUAGUGCACGUAAACGACCCGUUCCGUAUCGUCGUCCUUCUCCCUCCACACCUAGCAGCACCAGCUCCUGGUCAUAUCGAUCUUCACCUGCUUUGUCUCGAUCUUCCUCUAUAAACCACGCUCUCUCACCCAGCAGCUCACGCAGUCGGUCCCGCUCCUGGAGUCCGGUGAUCAGGCAAAAGUAUGAAGUGGCUCUCAGUGCUUCUCUCCGGUAGUCACUUGCUUAAAUGCAUUUUCAUGAUCCUCACGGCUUCUGGGUGUACAGUAAUGUAAAGAAAUAAGUUAUUUAUUUUCUUGUUUAUUAUUCAUAAAUUUUAUAGUGAUUGAUUAAGAUUUUACAGUGUAUGAUCAUUGAAGUUGAAAGGAGUAUCUAUUGAAUGAUUUUAUUGCCAAAACUAAAUUUUUCUUUUUACAUAUUGUAAGAUUUGAUUUGAAGAGAAAAUGUAUUCUCAUAAAUGUCAUUGGAUAUGUAUGCAUAUAUUUUGAAUUGAUGGUCUCUUUUAAUCUGAGAGAGUGCAUAUGUUGAUUUUUAAGUGGAUAGAGGGAGAAAUGAGACACGAAAAGGUAUUUUGACUCGAUUUCCACUGUCCUUUAAUUGUUGAUAUAUUUCAAAAUUUUAUUUGCAGUAAAAAGCAUUUAAGGACAUAAAACUGUAUUCUAAAUCUUUUUUUCAAUGUCUGAUCAUAAAUUAUUAAAAUGUUAGUUGGUGUAACUCAUAAACUAUAAAUGUGUUGUCCAGCAAAUCAUUCUUCGAAAUAUAUGCAAAUGUUGUUAAACCACAAUGUUUAAAAUUCUUUUGGUAGACUUUAAUUAGUUGCUGAAUAAUUUCUUGCCUUUAUCGAGCUUUUAAUCCUAUUUUUACUUAAACUGGUUCACAUAUAAUAUUUUGUAAUAUGUGGUUUGGAGUGUGACUAAGUUUAAAACAUCCACAUUGAAUUGCAGGGUGCAUUUUAACUUUGUGUUAUGAGCACAUCAUCCUUUAAUAAUAUGUAAUUAGCAUGAUAUGAUUGUGGUUUCAAACUAUUUUGGGUUUUUGACGAUAGAAAUUUUGCCAUCAUGUAUUCUUUGUUGUGUAGAAUAAAUUAGUUUUAAAGUGUCACUUGCCAUAGUAAAUAAUUCCCUGUGCAUAUAUUGUUUUAAUAAAUAUACGAUAAAGAAAGCAAUGAACAUGGCUUUCUCACUUGCACUAAAUCUUGUUUUUGUUUGUUGCCAUUAUUAUAGUUCAAAUGUUUCAUUUCAUGUAUUUGAAUGAAUUUAUUUUUUGUAUAGCAUUUCAAAUCGUGUUUAUUUUUUUCUGAGCUGUUAAUCCUCUUUGAUGUAAAUGUAUUUAUAUUAAUUGAUUAAAAAUUAAUUUUGCUAUUUUAUUUUUACAAACAUUUUAUCUAAAAUAUUUCCUUACAAGAUGUCUAACAAAUAUUCAUAGUUUAGAACGACUCUGUGUACUUAGUAGGAUAUUAAUAUCCAUUUGUAAUUCUGUUGCAUAAAUAACGCUCUGUUUGUUAAUUGAUAUUCUGUAUCUUGGAUAUUCACACUAUCAUUUUAAAAAAUAUAUAUUCUGUUGAAAAUUGCAUUUUCCUCUCCUUCAUGUCUGUAGUUGUAGAAAUUUAUAUUAUUUCUAUAAAAUUUUUGUUCUGUAAAAUGCCAUGGAGAUCUUCUGAAUGUCAUAACUAUUCAUAAUUUGCAAACUGUAUAAAGUAAAGUA